Molecule: messenger RNA, 1483 nt
Organism: Chanos chanos (milkfish)
Lineage: Eukaryota; Metazoa; Chordata; Actinopteri; Gonorynchiformes; Chanidae
Gene: lypla1
Product: lysophospholipase 1
Exons: 9
Coding region: 254-943 (229 amino acids)
Biological process (GO): protein depalmitoylation
Cellular component (GO): cytoplasm
Molecular function (GO): palmitoyl-(protein) hydrolase activity; carboxylic ester hydrolase activity
Source: RefSeq, a predicted model, not a curated record
ACCUGCUGGCUAACCAGCCACUGAGAACAUAUUACUCUCUUUAUCUUCAUUUAAUUGUGAAACAGUAACUUGGUGUGUCAGUUGACGUAACCAGUGCUGACCAAGCUGAUUUUUUUAUGGUUUCGAUGUACUGUGUCGACAGUGGCAUAAUCAAUCGAUAGUUUGACUGUACAGUAAUUGACUUCGUCCCGUCGGGGGGCUUACGUGCCGUAUUGUGUUUUCUUCUGUUGUACGCCAACUGUCAGCCCAUUGUAUGUGCGGUAAUAACAUGUCUGCGCCCCUUCCCGCUAUUGUUCCUGCAGCUCGAAAAGCCACUGCAGCGGUGAUCUUCCUUCAUGGUCUUGGCGAUACUGGGCAUGGAUGGGCCGAGGCUAUGGCGGGGAUUAGGACUCCUCACGUUAAAUACAUCUGUCCUCACGCUCCAGUCAUGCCUGUUUCCCUCAACAUGAACAUGGCGAUGCCUUCUUGGUUUGACAUCAUCGGACUGAGUCCAGAGGCAGAAGAAGAUGAGACAGGAAUCAAGAAGGCAGCAGAGAGCAUCAAAGCCCUGAUCGACCAGGAGGUUAAGAACGGGAUUCCAUCCGACCGUAUCAUUCUGGGAGGAUUCUCUCAGGGGGGAGCGCUCUCUCUCUACACCGCUCUUACCACUCAUCAGAAGCUGGCUGGUGUUGUUGCUUUAAGCUGUUGGUUACCUCUCAGGAAUUCUCUCUCACAGGCUGUGAUAGGCAGUAACAAAGAACUGGCGGUUCUGCAGUGCCACGGAGAGGCUGACCCUCUGGUGCCUCUGAUGUUUGGCCGUCUGACGGUGGAGAAACUCAAGACCUUACUCAACCCCGCCAACAUCACUUUCAAAACGUAUCCCAGAAUGCCCCACAGUGCCUGUCCAGAGGAAAUGUUGGAUAUCAAACAGUUCAUUGAGAAGCAGCUUCCCCCAGUCAACUAAUCAUUUAAUGCUACGACUUAUUACUUGUCUGAGCCAAUGGAUUUAAGCUCCCUCUAGCUUUAGAGAGCUCCGUCUGCCUGAACCACUCUCAGCUACACACAACUGAACUCAUCCAAGACGUGGGGCUUCAAUCGGGAACCAAACAGGGCAGAACUGGACUGCGGAAACCCUCUAAGAAUGAAGCAUUCAUAAGAAAGUUCUUAGUCAGUUGUAGUUUUAUUUAUUUUUUUUUUCAACAUUUGAGGAAGGAUUGUUUGGAUUUGCUGUGAUAACUUCUAACGCACACACUCAGGUUAACAGGAUUGCUGGGGUACGGAGAUCUCGCUCAUCCAAAACCGCAGUUGCCAUGACUACUGUACAGCAGUACUAUAAGGUGAUGCUCAAUAACUGUUAUAACGAAUAAUAAAAAAAAAUAAAGAAAUGAUUUAAAAAAAAACAAAAACAAACAAAGCCAUCUGAUCUGAUAACAUCACUCUACCGGGAUGAGGGCUGUCACUCAUUUUGAGUGACUCAGGAUAAAUAAACAACACAUAAAUGGCA